UUUAGAGCUCCGUUACUGUGGCAACAUUAGAUGGAGGGGUAGACACUCCUCCUCCCGUCUAAGCGCAUUCUGCCUGAUGGCUUUUGCGCAAUUACUCCGCCUAAUAAACGGCUUUUGGCGGGUUUCUGUCUUGUAGAGCAGCUUUAGUGAUGACCGGGUCCCCCUGCGAGGCUCCGUUAUGACAGGCUAGCAUCAGCAUCCUCCCUGACCAAUAGGAACAAACGCGCUGCUGGUCAGAGACGCAGAGAGGACUUUCACCUCUAAAAUAACCCGAAAGCUGUGACGUGUCCUCAGAAUCCAGCCAGCUCCUCUCAUAAUCAUCUCCUGCUGAGGUCUAGGAGCAGCAGCGCUUCCUGUGUCAUCACCAGAUGAUGUGUGGUGCCACGCGGUGGUGCUUCUGGUUCUUCUGAUCCAGAAAGCUGCAUGCUCUAAGUGCAGAAGGUCCCGUUCACCAGAGAUGAGGUCAGUUAGGUGCAGCAGAAGACUCGCGCACACGCGGAACACGGUAGACCUGACACCGGUCAGGCUCGUCUCACGUGUUCAUGUGCCAUCAAGAGUUUUGGUCAGAAGGGGCUCGACUCUUCUUCCUGUUGGACCACCGCUGGUCUCAUCUGGUCUGGACCCAUGACCCUGACACGAGGAUCCUUCACCUACUCCAACGGGGAGGAGUACCACGGGGAGUGGAAGGAAGGCAAGACUCACCUGCUCCACCCAUCAUCCUCCAUCACUCACUGCAUUUGUCUGCGCCACGGCCUGGGACAGCUGACCUUCAGUGACGGGACUUGCUACCUGGGACAGUUUGAGAAUGGCCUCUUUAACGGCUGUGGUGUCCUGAUCUUCCCAGACUUCUCCAGAUAUGAAGGUGAAUUUGUUCAGGGGAAGUUUCAGGGAGCUGGUGUCUUCACCCGCUUUGACGGCAUGAUGUUUGAGGGUGAAUUUAAAGGAGGAUCAGUGGAGGGCCAUGGACUGCUGACAUUUGUGGACGAUGGCCACAGCGGAGGAGUCGAGAGCCAUGAGGGUGUGUUUGAGACCAACCAGCUACUGCGGAGAGAGAGCAACCAUGGAGCUGUUCAGAGGGCACAGGCUGCUGCUGCCAAGGCCCGAGCUCUAUCCAUGUGAUGGGACUACACCGCCCACAGUGCCCCCCCACCCAGAUGCCACGAUCAUUCUCCUACUAACCUCCUCCUAAGUUGUUC
This is a messenger RNA of Nothobranchius furzeri (turquoise killifish), 1196 nucleotides long. NCBI's taxonomy places the organism in Eukaryota, Metazoa, Chordata, Actinopteri, Cyprinodontiformes, Nothobranchiidae. The record is from RefSeq and is a predicted model, not a curated record.